AUGUUCGCUGUCUCCCCGGAGAUGCAGCGGUCUCGUCAACCUCUGAUACAGGACCUUGGAAGACCGGGGGCCCGAGCCACUCUGUAUGCAAGGGUCAAGGAGGAUCUUGAAGACCGGGGGCCCGAGCCACACUAUACUUUCCAAGAGAGGGACUUGAGAGAGCGGGACAGGGAGCUUACCAGUGUGGAGGACGUACGGGGUGGACCUGGUGUUGGUAUCAGAAACAUCGAGUUUGGCCCUAGAGAGUGGACCCGGGGCGGCGGUACUCAGUACACGUCUGGUGCAGAGCUCAUUCCUUCCAGCGUCGCAGCGGGUUCGAGCACUCAAAGCCAGGUGCUGGCGGUCCCGGUCGUUGGGACGGAAGUUCCCUGGGCGAUGACGCCGGAUACCGCCAAUACUUACGCCGCCGGAGCGGUUGUGACUGCCAAUGAGGAUCCAGUAAUCGUGGACGAUAGCGUCACGAUCAGCGACACUAAGACGUCACAACCGAUAUUCACCAUUGACGUCUGGGAUGCGGACACAACCGACCUCGUGGCGGUUACUUCAGGUUUCAGCGUCACGAAGACUGCCGGAAGUUCCCUUUUUUCGGUGUUUAAGACUGCCACGGGAUCAUCCAUUACAACAACCGUAUCCUAUCCAACAACGGAAACAUCAACAUAUACAAAAGCGAAAGAGUGUCCCGGUGACACAGACAAAAUGGGCACCGUCUGGAUUCCUGAAAGAAUAGGCUUCAGUAAAAAACUCGCGUGCCGAGAACGGUACAACGGAACAAACGGAAAUAUCACACGUUACUGUGACAUGAACGGCGUUUACCGGGACCCGGUUUACAAUUGCACGCGUGACUCAAUCCAGAAAAUAUACGACGAGCUGCUUACCGAUCGGGUAAUUAAUUCGGAGAUACUUAGCGAAUUAGCCAACGUAACCAAGAAAAAUACUGAACAGCUGAUGGUCGGAGAUGUCGAAAAAGUACGCUCGAUUCUCCAGAAAGCCGCACUUGACCAGGGUCAGAAUAACAUAGAACCGCAACGAUACACCUAUGUGGAGUCUUUCUUAGAUGUGGCAAACACACUUUUUGACGAGAAAAUUGCCUCAACAUGGAAAGUUUUAGUUAAUAAGACAAGAACUGGUGCCGAUUCAAUUGUUAACCUCGUGGAUAAGUUUGUGUCCAACAUGGUGAAUCAAUCGAACGGAACAAUUCACAAUCAUACCUUCAUUAAAUCAAACUUGUUUGUAGCAAUAUCAAAAACAUCUGACUGUUCAAAUGUAAAUUUUCCACGCGACACAUAUGUCUACUACAGCAAGGACGGCGGGGACGAUUCAUGGGCUAUAGGUCGUUCAGACUAUAUACGUGUCCCAUGCAUGAAAGAUCAGGUCUACAGCGGAGUUGUUUAUCGCAAUAUUUCAAGUAUCGUUUCUUUGAACUCCGCCAGUGAUAGGAAAUGGGAAAAGACUGUGAAUGCGCCAGUGAUUUCGUUCGUCUAUUUAUCCAGUACAACUGCUGUAACACCCGUUGAAAUAUCAUUCGAAAUAUAUAAUCAAAGCUUGUCAGACCCUGUUUGUGCUUAUCUUCAAUUCAAUGGAAGCGGUGGUCCUAAUAUCUGGUCUACAGAAGGCUGCUCGCUGACCUCCUUUGACAGGAACACUGGCAUUGUGACAUGUACGUGUAGCCACCUGACUAACUUCGCCGUGCUGAUGAGUCCAGCGGCACACGCUCACAGCACUGCUUUGGGGAUGUUCUCUAUAAUAGGAUGUUCUAUUUCAAUAGUCGGCCUUGCUCUUACCAUCAUCGUACAUCUUGUGUUCUGGAGAACGCUCUCGUCAGACCGGACUAUUGUGCUUAUGAAUGUAUGCCUUAUAUUCUUAAUGGGCUAUAUUGUGUUUCUGACCGGAAUCGAGAAAACAUCAAAUUCGACUGUAUGCACAGUCAUCGCUGUGGUCCUGCACUACACGUUCCUCGUCGUGUUUUUUCUGAUGUUGACUGAGGGAGUCAUGAUCACCUACCUGGUGCUUAGCCCGUUCCGAAAACGGCGCAUUGUUGUGCCGUUAAUCAUGGCUGCAUACGCCAUUCCAAUUCUGAUAGUUGGAAUUUCGAUGGGCGUCACACGGCUAAAAGGAUACGGAAACGAGUCAUUUUGCUGGUUGACGGUCGAUAGUGGUUUAUUUUGGGCGUUUGCUGGACCAAUCAUUGUAGUCGUCGUUGGUAAUAUUGUAAAUCUUGUGAUUAUCCUGAAGUUUGGAGUCUUUGGCAUUUCUGCUAUGGCAAAGAAAUCGGAUCUGGAAAAAAUCAAGGCGGGCGCAAGGAGUGUUGGUGUGCUGACUCCCAUGUUUGGUAUCACGUGGCUUAUCGGCGUAUUUGCAGUCAAUGACACCACAUCGGUCUUCCAGUGGUUAUUCGUCAUACUGAACUCACUACAGGGUCUAAUGAUAUUUAUUGUUAAGUGUCCACUGGACAAAAAGGUUCAAGACGCCUUCAAUGAGAAACGCCGACGAUUGUUUUAUGUUGAAAGUAGCACUUCUGAAGAAAACACCAAAAACGCAAAAAAUCAUUACAAGAUGCGAAGCAGAUGGGCAAGACGUGGGAACAGCUCGAAAGAUUCGCCCAGAGCCGAAACUUCUGGAGGCGACUUGUCGGCAGCCUAUGUCUCAGACGGGACCACAUGCGAAGUUGAGAUGAGAAACUAA
Messenger RNA from Dreissena polymorpha, 2682 nucleotides. RefSeq names its product adhesion G protein-coupled receptor L2-like. Gene Ontology annotation, cellular component: membrane. Bases 1 to 2682 code for a protein of 893 amino acids. The transcript has 25 exons. The record is from RefSeq and is a predicted model, not a curated record. Gene Ontology annotation, biological process: adenylate cyclase-activating G protein-coupled receptor signaling pathway; cell surface receptor signaling pathway. Gene Ontology annotation, molecular function: G protein-coupled receptor activity. NCBI's taxonomy places the organism in Eukaryota, Metazoa, Mollusca, Bivalvia, Myida, Dreissenidae.